AUGCAGCCAUAUUCAAGAACUGGAGGUACUAGGAAGUGUUUUUACGAGUUCCAGACAUUAGUAGCAUGUUAUACUUCGGCAGACACUGCUACAAAGAAAGAAUGUACACCUCAAUUUGAUGACUAUUUUGAAUGUUUACAUGGUUUCAAGGAAAGAGAAAAAACGAGAAUCAUGCUUCAACAAUUGAAAGACAAUGAACAAAGUAAGAAUGGAGUGGUUGCUUCUGAUUUGUACAAGUCAAGUGGCUCUGUGUAUGAGAGUCUAGAUCUCGUAGGAAAACAGGCUGAAAAAUGA
This is a messenger RNA of Priceomyces carsonii, 294 nucleotides long. RefSeq lists its product as uncharacterized. Lineage: Eukaryota; Fungi; Ascomycota; Pichiomycetes; Serinales; Debaryomycetaceae. The transcript has a single exon. Gene Ontology annotation, biological process: mitochondrial respiratory chain complex I assembly. Bases 1 to 294 code for a protein of 97 amino acids. The record is from RefSeq and is a predicted model, not a curated record.